This is a messenger RNA of Ooceraea biroi (clonal raider ant), 5996 nucleotides long. RefSeq names its product hulk (gene hlk). NCBI's taxonomy places the organism in Eukaryota, Metazoa, Arthropoda, Insecta, Hymenoptera, Formicidae. The record is from RefSeq and is a predicted model, not a curated record.
GUCGUCUUCAUCGUCAACAUCAUCAUCGCCGUCGUCGUUUUCGCUGCGUGGCCGACGCUGUUCGAAAAAUCAAAAAUAGCCAACGUGUGGCAGUCAGUGCGGCGAUGUCGACGGCGAACGACAGUUCGGCGGUACAGUUCGGCCGAUGGUGGUGGUGCUGGCGAAGAAGAAGGCGGAGUACUACUACCCGCGGCCCUGCGAUGCCGACGACAACGGACCAUCCGAGGAUGUUCGUCCUUUUGGGCGUGCUAGCGUUGACAUCGGUCCUCUUAGGUCACGUUGACGCCGCUGCAAGGACGAAAGCCGAAGAGUCGUCCCGCGGCUCGGCCGGCAGGCACAAGGAGGCCGAGCCGGUGAUCGAGGAAGUCACUGCCAAGCAACUCGAACGUCUCCUCAACGAGAAGGACUUUGUUGCCGUGUACUGGUAUGCACGAAGUUGCGUCACAUGUGACAAGGUCCUGGCCGAACUGGAGAAAAUCGACGACGACACGGAUCACUUCGGAGUCGACUUUGUCAAAAUCAACGAUAAAAGAUUAGCGAAGCAAUAUGGCAUCAAGAACUUCCCGGCUCUUACGUAUUUUCGCGAGAAAGAGCCGAUCAUAUACGAAGGUGAUCUGAUGGACGAGGAAAAUGUAUUGGAUUUUCUUACGAGUUUAGAAGCGAUGGAUUUGCCAGAUCGGAUCGAAGAAGUUAAUGCGAAGAUUUUGACAAAGAUUGUUGAGGAAACGGACUUUGUAGCUGUUCUUUUCUGUCCGGAUACGGAGCGGUGUGCGGGUGCCGGUUCCAACAAGCCGGACUGUAAAAAGUGUCUUAAGGCCCUACAAGAACUGGAGAACAUCGAUGACGAAGCCGAUCAAUUGGGCAUUGGCUUCGUAAAGAUCGCAGACGAGAAGCUCGCGGAUGAGUAUAAUCUCGGUCCUCUCCCAGCUCUUGUGUACUAUAGGCAUCAAAUUCCAAUUAUUUACGAACAUGAAUUAAGCAAAGAAGAAGACGUACUGGAAUGGUUGGUGGCGAACAAGAGCACGGGAGACGAAGAAGACGUUAUUGAGGACGUUACCUCUAAGACUUUGAACACGCUGAUUGGAAAUAUUGACAAUCUCGUUGUUCUAUUCUACGAUCAUGGAGACGAGGAGUCCAUGCAAGUUUUAAAUGAGCUGGAGAAGAUCGACGAUGAUUGCGACAAGCACGGGAUUCAGUUCGUGAAAAUUGAUGAUGAAAAGGCGGCAGAAGAGUUCGGGAUCGACGAUUUACCUGCGAUCGUCUAUUUCGAAAAGCAAAUUCCAAAUGUUUACGAUGGAGAUAUAGAAAAUGAGGACGAGAUCUUAGAGUGGUUGUUGUCGCAACUCGAGAAGGACGAAAUUGAAGACAUUACCGAUGAGAUGUUGGAUCGUCUCAUCAAAGAUGGGAAAACCUUGGCUGUGCUCUUCUAUGACAAUAACGAUCGAAAGUCCCAGAGAAUUCUUAACGAACUGGAGAAUAUCGACGAUGAGUGCGAUCAGCUCGGUGUGACCUUCGUGAAAAUCGACAAUGCGGAUGAAGCUAAGGAGUACGGCAUCGAAAAGAUACCUACGUUGCUUUACUUCGAGAAGGGCAUCCCGAUGGUGUAUGAAGGUAAUCUCGAAGAUGAAGACAAGGUACUCAAAUGGUUGGAGCAACAACUGAAGAGCGAUGAAAUCGAGGACGUCACCGACGAGAUGCUCGACAUUGUUAUCGAGAAGAUGCCGCAUGUAGCCGUCCUCUUUUAUGAUAAGGAUCAAAAGAAGAGUCAGAAAGUGCUGAGUGAACUUGAGAACAUCGACGACGAUUGUGAUCAACAUAACAUAGCUUUCGUGAAAAUCAGCGAUUUAGAAGAGGCGAAGGAAUAUGGUAUAGACACACUUCCCACUUUGGUGCUGUUCGAACGAAAAAUACCGCACAUUUACGAUGGCGAUCUCAUGAACGAGGAUCAGAUACUGGGUUGGCUGUUGCAUCAAAAAAAACACGCCGAGAUCCCGGAAGUAACGGACGAAAUGAUGGAAAAGCUCGUAGACACAUCGCCGUACAUAGCAGUCCUGUUUUACGAUAAGGACGACAAGCAGGACAUACGGAUUUUGAACGAGCUGGAAAAUAUCGAUGACGAGCUGGAAAAAGAGGGCAUCGUUAUCGUUCGCAUUGACAACGAUGCCGAAGCGAAAGAAUACGGCAUUGACCAUCUGCCGACCUUGGUGUACUUCGAGGACAAAAUCCCAGCGAUAUAUGAGGGCGAUUUGUUGAACGAGGAUGAAGUUCUCGAAUGGCUGAUAGAACAGAAGAACAGUGCUACCAUCGAAGAGGUCACGGAUGAGAUAUUAACGGAUCUCAUAGACGAUCACGAAUACGUUGUAGUAUAUUUCAGUGGGAGUUGCGACGAAGGAGAAGAAUGUGACAAUAUUCUCGAUGAACUCGAGAAUAUUGAUGACGAAUUGGAUGAAGCAGGCAUUAUCUUCGUCACUACUGAGGACAUGAGUAUGGCGAAAAAAUAUGGUAUCAAGCAUUUCCCAACCCUCGCAUUCUUCAGAAAUAAGGAACCACUGAUCUAUACCGGUGAUCUCGACGAUGAAGACGAAGUACUGUCUUGGCUCACAGACGAAGAUACUCUGGAGAUACCAGGGAAAAUUGAAGAAGUUAAUGCUAAAAUGCUGGAGAACAUUCUGGACGAAAAUGAUUAUGUCGUCGUCUUUUUCUAUAAAGAAGGCGACAAAAAGAGCCAGAAAAUUCUCCAAGAGCUAGAGAACAUUGACGACGAGUGUGAGGAGAAGGACAUCGACUUUGUAAAGAUUUCCGACGAGGGAAUCGAAAAAGAGUACGAUCUUCCGGGACUGCCGGCGUUGGCAUUCUAUAGACACAAGUUCCGACAGAUCUAUGCAGGUGACAUGAUGCACGAAGAACAAAUCUUAGAGUGGGUCCUCGACCUUCGCACCACAACGCCGGACGUCAUCGAGAGCGUCGACAGAAAAACGUUACAAGUGCUUAUCAACGAUAUCGAACACCUUGCCGUAUUCUUUUACGACGACAAAUGUGAAUCCUGCGCGGAAAUUCUCGAAGAAUUAGAAACGAUUGACGAUGAUACUGACAAGCAUGGUAUUCAAUUCGUCAAAUCAAAUGAUGCUAAAUUGGCAGCUGAAAUCGGUGUUUUUUCCUUCCCGGCUCUAGUUUAUUACGAGACCGGAGUUCCCAUCAUGUAUGACGGUAAUCUUCUCGAUGAGACUGAAGUACUAGAAUGGAUGGUGAAACAGAAGACCGACGAGAGCAUUGAAGAAAUAGAUCGUGAAACUCUUGUUAAAUACAUUGAAACAAAAGAAUUUCUCGCUGUCAUAUUCUAUAAAGAAGAAGAUCCAGAAAGUCCUAGAGUGCUUAGACACAUUGAGUUGAUUGAUGACGAGGCAGCGGAAUAUGGGAUAAAAAUUGUUCGAAUGAAGGACCGGUUAAUGGCGAAAAAGUAUGGUUUCCGAAAUCCACCUGGUAUUACCUAUUUCCGCAAGGGUAAGAACAUCAACUAUGACGGUGACAUCGACGAUGAGGAAGAGAUACUUGAUUGGUUGACCAAUCCAGAAAAUAUGGAACUCACUGAUCACAUAGAACGUAUCAACAAGAAAAUGUUUGGGAAAGUUCGACAGACGACUGAUUAUCUAGCCGUAUUCUUUUACAGCAACGACUGCAAACAGUGUGGCCGGGUAUUAACGGAAAUCGAACAUAUCGAUGACGAGGCCGACAGUGCUGGUAUUAAAUUCGUCAAAAUCGAUGAUAAACAACUAGCCAAACAGUAUGGAGUUUUCGCGUUACCAGCCAUAUUGUUCUUCAAGAUGGGAUCGAAGGAGCCAGUCAUAUAUGCAGGUGAUUUAUACGACGAGGAGCAGAUAUUGCAAUGGUUGAUGACGCAGAAGGAUCCAUCGGGUGAAGUGAUCGAGGCCCUGGAAGGCGAAGAACUUUUAAAUCUGAUACGCGAAUCGGAAUCUCUAGCCGUGUAUUUCUGGAACAGAACGCUUUGCGACAUGUGCCAAUCAAAAACGUACCGCAAGCAGAUGCGCCACAAGCAGGAGCACAGGACCGUGGAACACGCGGACGCAGCCAACGAUCUCGAUGAUCCGGAUGAGUGCGGGCAAUGCGUGGCAAUAUUGGAGGAAUUAGAGAACAUUGAUGAUGAUUGCGAUAGACACGGUAUUACGUUCGUGAAAACGCAAGAUUUCAAAGUAGCUGAGGAUUAUGGGGUGACCGAUUUACCAGUAUUAGUCUACUUCGAAAACCAACUACCAAAUGUAUUCGAAGGUGACCUUUCUGUGGAAGAAGAAGUAUUACAGUGGUUGAUUACUCAAAGAACGGAAGAUCGAAUCGAGUUGAUCACAAGAGUAAUGCUGGAAACGUCAGUUGAGGAAACGCAAUACUUAGCUGUCUAUUUCAAUAAGCAAAAUUGUCAUAUAUGCGACGAAAUUCUGGAGGGUCUGGAAAGAAUCGACGAUGAAUGCGACGUAUUUGGAAUUCAUAUGGUAAAGAUCCAAGAUCCGCAGCUGGCGAAACGAUAUUCGAUCAAGACAUUUCCAGCACUCGUUUAUUUUCGAAAUGGCAAUCCCCUUCUUUUCGAAGGAGAUCUCCAGAAUGAAGAAUCAGUUCUCGAGUGGUUGAUCGACGACGAUAAUCGAGAACUAGCUGACGAGAUUGAAUCCGUUAAUGACAGAAUGCUAGAGAGACUGCUCGAUGAAUCUCCCUUCCUAGCUGUCUUCUUUUACGAUGAAGAUUGUCCGGAAUGUGAUGAAAUCAUGGAAGCAUUGGAAAAGAUCGAUGGCGAAGCUGAUCUGUUUGGCAUCGAUUUCGUUAAAAUUUGUAGCUUAGAAGCUGAUGAAAAAUAUGGUGUUCUCAAUGUUCCAUCGCUUGUUUAUUUUCGAAAGAAAAUGCCGCUUGUAUACGACGGUGAUCUUACGCAAGAAGACAAAAUUUUGCAAUGGCUCACUUCUCAAGACGUGUUCGAAAUCAAAAAUGAGAUUGAGGAAGUCAACAAGAAGAUGCUGGAUAAGCUGUUGGACGAAAACGAGUUCCUCGCAGUUUUUUUUUAUGAACACGACAGUCAAGAAAGCGAGGAUGUUAACGAGAGAUUGGAGGAAAUUGAUGGCGAGACCGACAAUCUGGAUAUUACAUUUGUAAAAAUGGCGGAUCCCAGAUAUGCCAGGAAGUGGGGAGUCACCAAGCUUCCCGCUAUCGUACACUUCCGCAAACGAUUCCCAAGUAUCUACCGAGGCGAUUUGCACAAGGAACUGGACGUUCUCGAGUGGCUGCGCAAAAACAGAUAUCGCCAACCAGAACUGAACAUCUACAUGUACAUGUUGAUCGCCAUUGCUAUCCUCUUCCUCAUGUACACUGGUUUCCUUCUAUCAUGUUUCCGUUCCGAGUCAGCUGCACCCGUCGCGCACCCCAAGCAAGCGUAAAUGCGCGAAAUUACACAUUACAUGUGCGGAGAAGCGACAAAAAAAAAUAAAAGACAGGACUCGUAAGCAGUUUCGUGCCUGUGCGGUUAUUCGGUACUCGAUAUUCUGAUUCCCGAAUGAUGAUUCUGUAUUAUGAUAGAUUCGUCCGGAACGAAUGAUUUAAUGGCAUUCUACGAUGAAAAAAAAAACGACAUAACGAUAACCAUUAAAACGAAAACUACGAGCGACUUUGUUGCGCAUCUGAACCAUUGACAAAUACUAAAUAUAUUUUACAAAUGCGUGUGAAUGCGUGCGUAUGUGUAUGCGUGAGUGUACAUGCGAGAACGUGUCUAAUAAAUAUCGUUCUAAUAAUAAUACUGAGCCAAAAAGUCGAAAUUGACUCGUGCUUAUAACACGAGUUGCGAAAAUUUUGUCUAUCGAAUAUUACAGAAAAGCGAGACGAAAGAUAGGAUUUGAAAAUUAGUUUAUAUCGGUACUAUUACAUUCUUCAUAUAUUAAAGAUGCAUGUAAAAAUAUGUAAUGUAAUACUAAGAAAAUAAUAUAAUGAUGUUUGUUCAAAUA